This is a messenger RNA of Penicillium robsamsonii, 1032 nucleotides long. RefSeq lists its product as uncharacterized. The transcript has 2 exons. Gene Ontology annotation, molecular function: glutamine synthetase activity. The coding region runs from base 1 to 1032 and encodes 343 amino acids. NCBI's taxonomy places the organism in Eukaryota, Fungi, Ascomycota, Eurotiomycetes, Eurotiales, Aspergillaceae. The record is from RefSeq and is a predicted model, not a curated record.
AUGCCCAGUACCGGCCAAGGUAACGUGCAAUGGCUGGCUCCAGACUGGUCUUCAUUACGACCAACCGCGGACCCCAGGGCGGCAAUGGUGAUGUGUGAAGUGGUUGGGGAUGCUGCACCGGCUGACUCUCCACCAUCAGGAGAUUGCUGUCCACGGCGGGCUUUGGUGGAUGUCGUGCAACACGCGCAAGAGGCCUGGGGUAUAGACUUCCUGGUGGGAUUUGAGGUGGAGUUUCAUGUUAUGAAAGCCUCAUCCGAAGGGGGGUUUGAGCAAGCCGUAGAGCAGCUGCUUGCUCUGGGGGUAUGCGUUGACGGAAUGCAUACAGAAGGCACCCGCGGCCAAUAUGAGAUCGCAUUGGGGCCCCUGCCGCCGCUGCAGGCAGUCGACCAGCUGACGCUAGUUCACGAUUCCCUCAAGGAAACCUUCUCUAGACAGGGAUACGUGGUUACCAUGUCACCAAAGCCGGUAGUCUCCAACCCACAGGCCACCGGACAACAUAUGCACGUCUCCUUGCAUCCUGCCGACAGUGCUCGGGAGGCGGCUUUCCUGGCUGGAAUCCUCAAGCGGUUGCCACUGUUGUGCGCGUUCAGCCUUCCUCAUAUCAUCUCGUAUGAGCGGAUGGCGCCGUUCAUGGCCGGUGAUACAGUUGGAUGGGGAACAGAAUGUCGGACGGCACCUAUCCGGAAGAUCCGGCCCUGUCAUUGGGAGAUUAGAUGCAUUGAUGCUACGGCCAAUAUGUAUCUGACCCUCGCAGCUAUGCUCGGCGCGGGACUGCUCGGACUAGCCAGUGAAGAGCCCCUUCGCUGGCCAGACCUGGGCGAUAAGACCAUUCAGUCCCGGCCAGAAUCAAAGAAGCUCCCAACAUGCCUCGAGGAGUCCCUCGCCGAACUAUCCGGGCACUCAGAGAACCUUGAUAUGAUGAUCGGUCGUCUCAUUAUACAACAGUACGUCGACUUUAAGCGGUACGAGAUGGUUCAGCUUCGGGGCAUGGACCCAACAGAACUGAGGGAAUUGUUUAUCGAAUUGUUCUGA